Molecule: messenger RNA, 1925 nt
Organism: Gigantopelta aegis
Lineage: Eukaryota; Metazoa; Mollusca; Gastropoda; Neomphalida; Peltospiridae
Exons: 2
Coding region: 414-860 (148 amino acids)
Source: RefSeq, a predicted model, not a curated record
AUACACACGGCGUAUUGACCCAGUGAAUUGGCAACUUGCCCACCUAGGUACGAUUGGUGGCAUUAAAGAGUAAGAAGAAGAAAACACUUGAGAGCUAGUGGGGAAACUUGGACAUUCCAUAAUACAAGGUUGGAGAGAGAACUUUCUCAUGCAGGAAACUCUUCAGAGUUAGACCACUUUUAGCUAGUAAACUGGCUACGCCGUUAUAACCAGUCACUAGUUACGGGAUGUGUACCGAGUAGCACCGCUUCAUCACCAUUGUAGUAUCAGGUAACCGCCUGCCAGUAACAACACCACUUAGUGCAACACAGGGGUUGUUCGCGAGACCUGCCUGCCUCACCGUCUUAGCACAUCGAGGAAUGGCAGCCAGGGUGUUGUGGUAACACUGUCUUUUCAAACGUUAACUUCGGGACAUGGCUGAACACGGAGAAAGGGUGUCUACGAAUUCAGCCGAAUCGUCGGACGACAAAGCGCUGAGUCUGAUAGUUAAGACUCCGUCCCCAUCUGACGAGGUGCCAGGAACUUUCGGUACCGGUGUCGUAAGACGAAGAAGCGUCAGAAGACGGAUUUCUCGAGAUGAUGGAAAACCAAAAAAUUACGGUCAAAACAAGGAAGAGUAUGAAAAGAUCGUGGAACGUGUUUUAUGUCAGAAGUCUGUGGCCAAUGCGUUGGACGCGCUGAGAGAGCGCUGGAAAAUGCUAAUGUUCAUGUACGAAGACUGUAUGGAAAUGGUGAAGAGUGUGGAGGAUAAACGACAGAAAAUGAAAACAAAGGAGAAAAGAAUAGAAAUCUGUAUUCUUGUGACUGGAAUCAUUUCUAUCGUGAUUCCCAUGGUGCUCAUUGUGUGGCGUUGGGGGUAACGGUGUUGUAGUAAACAUGGCUUCAAACAGUGAAGAAUCUGUAUACAUUAGAAUUUAUAUGUAUGACGUCGGUCGAAGUCACGGCUCGUGGUGGUGUGUCUGAAAGUGUGUGUGGGACGGGCGAGGGGUGGGAAGUUCGAUAGUAACAGGGAAUAGUGGGGAGGGGAGCAUGGCCCCCGCCCCCCCCCCCCACCUUGUUCGCGGCCCAUGGGGAAGGGAAUGGGUGGUUGAGGUUUAAUUGUUCGUUAGCUGUAUGUGAAGCAGCAUAUACGUAUAUGCACAGGGCUACCAUUUAUUUUGUUGCCCGCCUUUUAUUUAUUUUAGACUAGGUACUGCCCUAGUGUAAAACGCAUUAUAUACUAUAAAACUUUCGCUAAGAAUAUACUAAAUAUAUGUCAUGAUAAACAAUUUAUGCACACCUUUAAUUUGUGCAACAUGUGAUCAGUCAAACUAUGCUGUUUGGAUGUUUGUAAUGCAUGAUCACAGUUAGAUAUGUCAUCCAUCGAACACAAAUCCAGCUGCUUUACUCGACAUGGAUUUUUUCAAAUAUCCCUAGUAAAGGAUGAGACGUAUAUUAUAGAAGUAAACGACAUAAAUUAGUAUAGUUAGGACAUAUCUGACAAAAUCUUUAUUGAAGGAUGGCUGUUUUUGGCAAUGUGUUCUUUAAAGUUUGUGACAGGUUUAAUAGUGUUUACUAUAUGACGCAAUCUGUGAAAAUCUGAGUCUACGAUCACUCUCAAGAAGCAUGUUAAAAUAAGAUUUACGUUGUAUAAAGCAGAGCCGGUUUAAGGAUCCGCGUGGCCUGUAGCACAAAUAUCAGCGGGGUCGCCUUCCCAGGAUAUAUAUUUUGCAACCCCCUCGGGGAGACAGUAAAAAUGAACUGCUUCAUGUGCUACUAGAAUAAGCCGGCACUGGUAUACACUAUACCUAGGUCCAUUGGUUGGUAUUUUAGCCAAGUUCCAUUCUACACAGAACAGUCGUAUUGUAGAGAAUGUUUGUGAUAGAUUAGUUUCAUUAUGCAAAAUCCAGAAAAUUUACGUUUUUAAAUAAAGUUAUUUUGUUGUA